GAUACCCAGCAGCAACAGUGGCUGACUUCUGGUGCUUGGAACCAAGGGCUGCAUCAUACACACCCCUGGAUGCAAAAUCAGAUGCUUCCUCAUGCUUCUAUGAACAGAACACAAGGGAAUGCCCUGAACAUUCCAGUGAGUGCAGCUAUGUAUGGUAUCUUCAAUAGUCAAGGCAAUACACAGGUAAACUUGCCUGUGAACCUGGGUCCACGUACUUCAGUGGGUGACUCCAACCUAGUGUGUACUGCGCUCCAACCGCCUGCAAACAAAGUCGCUUAUGAAGCCCCCAUGUCAUACACGCAACUCCUACUUGCUGCUGAAGAAGAGGGUGCUAGAUAUGCAUCCUCACAAUCGCAAGAAGAUUGCCUUGUUCGUACUGAGAACGAUAUGUACAUGAUAACUGGGCGAUACAGUAGAUCUUCAGAAGAUCCAUUACAAGCACACACUGGGGGUGGAGCUCAGCAUAUAUCUGGAGUCGAUGACCAGCAUGAUAUAGAGCUUCACUACAACAAAAUUGAGCUACUGUGACGAAAAUCCUGAUGACGAUGGUGGACGACGUCAUCGAAAUGCCUAUUGUGUGACGUUUCCGUAGGUGGCAUCACCGAUUACCGCGAAUCGGUGACGAUAAACGUCACUGUGUUGCCUUUGACCUUGAGCACACUUGGCUGCCAAAUUUUGUGACGUUAUGAUAUUUUGCAUGACGAACUUGCUAGAGUCACCGAAUACUACGAAGGUGUGACGAUUGUUUUUGGCCAUGUAACGUCCAGCAAUGGGACCCACCAUAGUUUUUCAAAAGGCUACUGAGCAGCGGCGCCAGUGCGGGGAGAGGCAGGACGGUGAUAGGCGAGGCAGGACACAGAUCAGUUCCGGCUAGCUGUUGCCAAUUUCACGUAUGUGCCUCCACUCCCAUGUACCCACCUCACGUGGAUCCAUUCGGCCAUUGUAUCGCAUGACCCGGUACAAUGCCGUCGCAUCUCCGCCUCUCUCGCUUAGAUCCUCUUUCCUCCGCCUCUCUCGCUUAGAUCAUCACAUUUGCUCGUCGGCGACCGGGACAACGUCACUCGUCCCCAAUUGGCCACCAUGUACAACCUUCAACAUAUUUAUUUACAAUUCUCCA
Molecule: messenger RNA, 1117 nt
Organism: Triticum aestivum (bread wheat)
Lineage: Eukaryota; Viridiplantae; Streptophyta; Magnoliopsida; Poales; Poaceae
Exons: 5
Coding region: 70-528 (152 amino acids)
Source: RefSeq, a predicted model, not a curated record